This is a messenger RNA of Lucilia sericata (common green bottle fly), 2008 nucleotides long. Its product is annotated as peptidyl-prolyl cis-trans isomerase sig-7. Gene Ontology annotation, molecular function: peptidyl-prolyl cis-trans isomerase activity; RNA binding. The record is from RefSeq and is a predicted model, not a curated record. The transcript has a single exon. Gene Ontology annotation, cellular component: nucleus. Bases 103 to 1950 code for a protein of 615 amino acids. Gene Ontology annotation, biological process: protein peptidyl-prolyl isomerization. NCBI's taxonomy places the organism in Eukaryota, Metazoa, Arthropoda, Insecta, Diptera, Calliphoridae.
UUUGAAAUCAAUCUCAUGUCAUUUUGUUUUUAACAUUUUAUUUUGUUCAUAAAUAAUAAUUGCAAACGUUUUUUAAAGUGUUAACGAAAAUUUGCGUAAACAAUGUCGGUGGUUAUAGAAACCACAAUCGGUGAUAUUACAGUAGAUCUUUUUACCGAAGAAAGACCUGUAGCCUGUUUAAAUUUUAUGAAAUUGUGCAAGCUAAAGUACUACAAUUAUAAUCUUUUUCAUACUAUCGAACAAGGUUUUAUUGCUCAGACCGGUGACCCAACUGGAGCCGGAGAUGGCGGCAGUUCAAUAUGGGGUGUUGUCGAAGGACAACAUAAAAGAUUCUUUGAAGCAGAAAGUUUACCAAAAAUCCAUCAUACAACAGCUGGACUUUUGUCGCUGGUUGGAGCCGGAAAACAUUUGGUGGGCAGUCAGUUUUUCUUUACACUAGGAGAGAAUUUAACAUCUUUGGAUGGUCAACAUUGUGUGAUUGGCGAGGUUGUAGAGGGUCAUGAAGUGCUUAGGCAAUUAAAUGAAUCUAUAGUAGACGAAAAAUUUCGUCCCUACCAAGAUAUUAGAAUAACACAUACGGUGAUACUGGAGGAUCCUUUUCCAGAUCCUAGAGGCUUUCGCGAACCUAGUCGUUCUCCCUCGCCUAGUGCUGAGAGAUUGAAAAAUGGUCGUAUCGCUGCCGAUGAAGAUAUUGAUGACACCGAUGGUAAGACCAUGGAAGAGAUUCAAGAAAUGCUGGCUGAACGUGAAGCCAAAGCUAGAGCUACAAUUUUGGAAAUUGUAGGCGAUUUGCCAGAUGCUGAAAUGGCACCUCCAGAAAAUGUUUUGUUCGUUUGCAAGUUAAAUCCAGUUACAAAUGAUGACGAUUUGGAAAUUAUAUUCAGUCGCUUUGGAAAAGUUAAAGGAUGUGAAGUUAUACGAGAUCGUAAAACUGGUGAUUCUUUACAAUACGCAUUUGUGGAAUUUGAAGAGCAAAAAUCGUGUGAAGCAGCCUAUUUCAAAAUGGACAAUGUUCUAAUAGAUGAUCGUCGCAUACAUGUGGACUUUUCGCAGUCUGUGUCGAAAGUGAAAUGGAGAGGCAAAGGCAGAGGCAUUGAGGGCGAUAGCAAAGGACUAGACUUUAAUAAUUUAAGAGAGAAGGGGGAAAAACGAAAUGGCGAUAAAAGAAGAGACUACGAAGAAAGAAAUUUUAAUUCGGCAAGAAAUAGGGAAAGGGGGCAACGUGAUCAGCAUAAAAGAUUAUCACGGUCUCGAUCUCAUGAAAGACAACGCAUGUCGUCUGCUGAAAGGCGUAAAGCACGUGAAGAACGUCAUCGUGAGCAAGAAAAACAACGACGAAAAUCAAGAUCACGAUCUCGUAAUCGAUCGUUAGAAAGAAGUGACAGAAGAGAAAAGGACAGGAAUUAUAACCAUAGAUCGGAGAAACAAGAAAAACUGCGAAGAAGGUCAAGAUCACGAUCACGCAACCAAUCGAAUGAAAGGAGCAGUAGAAGAGAUAUGGACCGAAGUCAUUACAAUAGAUCAGAAAACGGAAAACGUGACGAAAAAUAUUUACCAAACAAAAGGUAUAAUGAGAGAACACGAUAUUCUCCAGAACCAAGUUAUACUAGACAUAGAUCACCUGAUCAAAGGCAAACACAUAAGCCAACUUUAGAACGUAAAAGAGCGCAGAGCUCUCCCGAGCAUAAUAAAGAAAAUGGUCCAAAAACUUCGAAAAAACACAAAAAACAGGAACACAAGAAAAAGUCCAAGAAAUCGAAACAUGACACAAGCAGCAGUGACGAAGACACCUCUGCUGAUAGCGAUACGUCGUCGGAAAGUUCUGAAACAAGCUCAAGUGAAUCUGAUAGCUCUUCGGAAGAGGAACGAAGAAAAAAGAAGAAAUCUAAAAAGAGUAAACAAAAGAAAAAUAAAUCAAAGAAAAGUAAAACUAAAAAACAUAAGAAAUAAAUUCAAAAAUAAUAUAUUUUUUAGAAAUUUAUCAAAUUUUCAAUAACAAUACACAAGG